AUGAAAAUCUCGGAUGAUACGUUCUCACAGCGGACACGCUUGCGUCAGUUCGAAUUGGUGGUCGAGAAGAAAAGCCUGUUUGUCAAUGCGCAUUAUUUGGCCGAACUUUCGCCUUAUUUUAGGAUGCUAUGCUUUGGUGAUUCGUUUCGGUCAGUGACUUUUAUAUACCGUAGGAAGAUUUUAACUUUUGGUUCUUAUUCGAAGUCACAAUCUAGGCUAAUUUUUUGUACUCUUAAAUUAAGGCUUUUACGAUCGGAUGAAGUUAUCUAG
This is a messenger RNA of Gongylonema pulchrum, 270 nucleotides long. The record is from the annotation of a GenBank genome assembly. NCBI's taxonomy places the organism in Eukaryota, Metazoa, Nematoda, Chromadorea, Rhabditida, Gongylonematidae.